This is a messenger RNA of Schistosoma guineensis, 4107 nucleotides long. The record is from the annotation of a GenBank genome assembly. Lineage: Eukaryota; Metazoa; Platyhelminthes; Trematoda; Strigeidida; Schistosomatidae.
AGUCUACUGCGCGUGUUAUCAAAAAGAUGGCAUGCUAAAAGAACGAAGAAAGUUGGCAUAGUUGGAAAGUAUGGUGUUCGUUACGGUGCUUCUCUCAGGAAGACCAUCAAGAAAAUCGAAAUCAGCCAACAUGCUAAAUACAACUGCAAUUUCUGUGGAAAGGAUUCGUUAAAGAGGAAAGCAGCAGGUAUAUGGGAAUGCAAGGCGUGCAAAAAGGUAGUAGCUGGGGGCGCUUAUGUCUGCAGGUAUGUAAUUUCACUUCCUUAACCAUUCUGUAGCACUACUGCCGCGACUACAAUCCGAGCUGCUAUUAGGCGCUUGCGUGAUGCUCACGAGUCAUGAACUAUGUUUCUUUAAAUAUAGCUGGUGCACUUCCUGAAUAUAUUUCUGAUUUAAAGUCUUCGGUUGAGUGCUUUCAGGGUUAUUCAUAUCUAUAUGAAAAGGUGGUUGGUAAUUUUGUCAGCCAACAGGCGUAUAUAAUAGUGUGUUAGUCAUUUGAAAUACACAAUUAGAUGGUCCUUUUACUAUAGUGGUCAUGGUUGUUUCUUGGAGUCGCGCGGUUCUGAUCGUGUCUUAAGUUAUUGUAUGAUGUUAAAAUGCAAGAAUUAGGUACCGCUUUACUAAGUUGCUUGCAAGUGAGUCGACUUAAUUACAAAGUCAGUAUGUGCAUUUGAUUCUUGAUGGCAAGCUAAACAUAAAAUCAUCUAAUAUACGCUAAUGCCCAUUGAAGAUCACCGCCGUAUUCUCAGUAAUUUGAUUACCAAGUAUAUAUCUUUUUCACGAAUCUACUUAUUGUUAACUACUAUGGUUAGUUUAAAAACAGUUAUAAUCUUGUGGCCUGCCGGUAUUUUGUUGUUUGUAAACUACUCGAUGUUAUGGGUUUUCCAUUGAGAAUUACUGAAUGAAUAGUCACCUAAGUUUUGUAAGUUGGAUAUUUUUGAGUUAAUCCUGUGUUAACCCGCUUUGUAAAGUAAGACUGCAGCUCCUUGCACUCAUCCGAAAUAGUUUGAUCCACGUUAAUAUGUGAUACGUUGGAGAUAUUUUUAUAACAGAAUUUGACAUGCGCUUUACAAGAUAUAAGGAUUGAGUCGAACUCCCAUGAUUUUGUACUUUUUGCAGAGCACUGAAAGGGGUUCGGUGUUUUCGUUUCCAGUGGACUCAGUCGCUACAAUUACUCGACCGUUGAUAUGAAGUCUUCUAUGAGUAGCCAAUAGUUGUUUGAAAGGAUUGCUGGUUUCUGUAAUCGUAUAAUACACGGUAGCGAUUCAGGACAUUCCCAUGAUCACUUUUAGGCUACACAUAACCAGUGUAAUAUUAGGUUGUUGAUUAUAUGUGGUCGUACAAUACUGUCCGUUUCACCAUUCGCCUACUUAGGUUGUAUCGCAAGUGGAAGGGUGAACUGGUCAGACUAGUUACUACCAAAAACAUCACUAAAAAGUUACACAUUGUAAUACAUUAGGUCGAUCUAACCCCACAAGUAUUCCGUUUAUGAUAGUGAAUCCGUUAGCCAACUGUAUACACUUUCUAUGUGUAAAACGAUGGAUGCAAAAGAAUUCAGUUUAACGAUAUUUAGACGUCCAGAUUCACACAGAUGGAGGCUUUAGGUCAUACGGAAUCUAGAGGGCUACAUGCUGGUUAAAAAAUUAGAUUGAUAGUGCGAGGACGAGUAACUGUUUGCUUAUCUGACCACUAAGAACCCACAAAAUGUAGCUCACCUAUCUCUCAGUUUUAGCGAAAAUCACGUAUUUCCAUAUAACGGGACAACCCCGAGCUCCAAAGGUUGAGUCUCUACAGGCCAUGCUAACCGUUGAUACAACAUAGUUUGAGUUAUUACCAACCGAAAGUAAGCUGGAUUGUUUUGGCUCUGACUGUUGUGGUUUGUGACAAUAAUGAUCCCCGUGAGCAGUUUCACUAGCGUGCUGAAGUCAGUAAACAUUGGGUAGUCACAUGGACUUGAAGGACGACAAAACAGGUCUUCAUCUUUUGCAAUAUACAUGAUAUUUUGCAGUAGACCACUGUUUUGACCCAAGAGUAACAUUUGACAGCAGCGAUCGAACAGACAUGUCGGUGUCCUGAGAUUUCAGGAGAUUCGUAUUGUGCUAUCAAACGCAUUUUAUGCAAACUCAGUUGUAUAGUAUUGUAGGCUAUCAAGGUGACUAAAGAGCUAUGUAGACUGUUGACUUUAAGCACAGAAAGAGUAUUAGUGUAAGUGACUUGGAUUUUUCUUCCCUCUCUGAUCUACUUAAAGUAUACAGAUGCAGGGUUUGAUUGAUUCCUUGGACGAGAACCUGUGUAUAGGUGCCUUCCGCAUUUAUCAAGUACCAGGUGAUGCUCAACGACCACUAUGAAUAACAGCAGAUCAAGAAGUAGGUCGCUAGAACAAGAUAUCGCAUCACCCAACCAACUUGUAUGUAUGUAUGCAAAUGUCCUGGUUAAGACCACUAAGAUAAUAGAAACCGGGGGUUGGUGAUGGGAAAUAAAGAGAGAUGGCAACGGAGUAUAUUUCCCACCAGUUUUAUCCCUUUGUAAAUCACUCAUACACAUAGAGAUUAUUCUUAUAAACAUCUGUGGCCGCUUUUACGUCGACUUGUAUAUUUUCCAUGGUCCUUUCUCGGUAUAUGCGAGUUAAUACUUGCCAAAGGCCAGUAAAAUGAGUUAACUUAGUUUGCAUCCGUCUAUAAUUUAGAACAUUAGUAUUAUUUUGGUGUAGAUGUAUAUAAGUUGCCAGAGAACAUAUUUAAACCGUGCCCAUUCAGCUAAGUUGUAGGUAAGCACUCAAACAUAUAUAUUUGAAGAUCAUUAACGACAACAGUAUUACAAGAGGUUAAUCUGUGAAAUACACAACUCAUUUUGAUAUGGAGAUCAGGACAAACCCUUAAUGCAAUAAGACAGAGAAACUGUUUCAUUGACCAAAUGACUAUUAUCUUAAUACUAUGACAAAUUAGUGUAAAGUGAUUACAGGGACUAAGUGUAUUGCAACUGACAGAAUUUCCUAAGUAUGGGUAUCUUGAAAACUAACAUCGUAAGAAGAUACUUCUUUAUUCAUAAACAUUGCAGCUUUUAAAAUAAAGUUCAAAAGCAUAUAACUGAUAUUUCGACUAUGAUACUUUCGGGUCAAUAAAUACAAUUAAACAGUAUUGGGACAAACUCCGCACGUAGUCCUUGUAGGGUUACUGCCGGUCUCAAGCCGGGAUAGAGGAGGAGAAAAUCAUUAACACCAUUUAAAGUCCGCCCCGGGAGUCGAAGGAUCUUUAUUUAGAAUUCUGAUACCUUAUGGUGAAAGCCGAGAUUCUUUGAAAAUCACGAGGCCGAUGACCCUUCUAACUACCAGAGCAACAAUUAAUGUAGGCACAUCGAAUGUCUGGACAAUAUGGGAGACCAGUCGAAUAGCUACGGAAAUGAGAUACAAAUAGGCGGUGCGCAAAAUAAGCGAAACCCAUCGGACCUAAGCUGGACAGAAAGGAUUAGCUUCAGGAGAGGUGCCGUUGUACUCUGGCCAUAAAUAAGAAAAUGCUUUACACACAAGAAAUCGCAUUAAUGCUUCUUAAAGAAACGCGAAUCUCGUAGAUAAGAUGGUGGUUAGAGGCAGUCAACAAAAAACCCUGGGCCCAAGUUUCGUGAUAUUUGGCGCCCGUCAGCAAGAUGUACCUGUAAUAUUGGGGGGACUGAUGCUCCCUGACGGGUUCGAUGUCGUGUCAUCCGGCUUCACAGGCAGAGACUUUACUACUGGACUGUCCGGGCCACGACUGACCUCCUGUAGGAUUGAGAUAUAUUCACAAUUGAUUGAUCACCAUCCAGUGAUCAGUCAACUGUGAAUCUCAUAGAUCCGGGAUCAUCAAAGCAUCUUUCAAAACUGGGGAUUACGAUGAAUGUUGUCCAGUGAUAUGCGACCACCAAUGAUAGCAAACAAAACGAUAAAGAUUGGUUUUAUGAAGCUGCAGUCAGUCAGAGAAAACCCAGGAAAGGAACUGACCAUCCUAAUGGGAGACCUAAACGCCAAAGUCGGAAAAGACAAGAUCAGACAUAAAGGUAUCAUGGGACGCUAUAUUUAUUUAUUUGGACACAUAAAUAUUGGUACAAGAGAGCGCCAAUAUAUAUGCGCCACAC